AUGAACACAGAAGAUAACACUAUCGAAGAAAGUAACCAGCUGACAGAGGCAAACCUGGCGUUGAUCCAAGCGGAACGGAAGCAGGAAACCAAAAAACAACAGCAUAAACAUCAUAAUCACGAAGAAGACGACAAGUCUAGUGUAUUAAGCAAGAUCGACUCAAAUAAUCCAGAAGACUUGAACCUUUCUGAGUACUGUCUUUCAUCUGACGCAGAAACAGAGAAAAUGGACGAAGACGUAAUCAAGCAGCAAGAUUCAGAGCAUGUACAUCUUUCAGAGCUUUCAAGAGAUCCUGGCCUCUCACCUAAGUCUGAGGUAGCCGGGGCCCCUGUAUCGCACAGGUCUGAGGCGCCAACAAUGGAGAAAGCGGCUGAAAAGAAUGAUGACGAAGCUGUUGAAAACGAAGCUGAAAGGCAACAGUCUCCAAGCAAGCAGGAGUCUCUCAGCAAGCAAGAACCAUAUAAAGUUGAUGAUAAGGUACCAAUUGAACAUAAUAACCGUGGCCUCGUCUCUGAUGAAACGAGAACUCCCGAAAGUAACAACGAGCAGGGAGAACAAACAGAAACGAAGGUACCUGAUCGGGUACAGAGCGAAGAAACUCACAAUGAAGAUAGCAAACCUAUGAAAAAUGAAGAAGAUUUGCCAAUCGAGGAUGAGUUGCAAAGUACUAAGCGUAGUUUGGAUGAUAGAGAGGUAAUCAGCGAUUCUCAUUUCAAGAAACCUAAGCUACCUGGAAAUGGUUCCCAGGAUAAUGAUGAGGAUAACGAUGCCGAUGAAGAUGAGGACGAUGCGGAUGAAGACGACCACGAGAAACAAGAUUUAUCUGGGGUCAACGAUAAGAAUAGAAAGCAUGCAAGCUCCAAAAGUGGGGCGGAACAGUCACCAAUGGAACAAGAACAAUUGCGUUUGGCGGCUCUCAAAGAGAUCACCGACAUCGAAUGUAAAUUUGCAGAAUUGCGACAAAAAUUAUACGAAAAUAAAUUGGCUAAACUACAAGCAGAAGCACAAAUGUGUUUAGAGGGGUCCCAUCCUGCAUUACAGAGUUAUUACCAAAAAAUAGAUUCGGUAAGAGACUACAAACUUCGCCGUGCCUAUCAAAGACAAAAAUACGAGCUUGAAUGUAUUGAUAAGGAAACACGAGCAACGAGAUGUUUCAUCCACCAAGAUUUUUUCCGCAAAGUUACAGACCUCAAACAUGAGCUGCUAUCAAAUACCACACAAAAAUGGUAUGAUAUAAAUAAGGAAAGACGGGACAUGGAUGUUAUUGUUCCAGAAGUGAAUUACCACGUCCCAGUAAAACUAAGCGGGAAAACGCUGAGCUGUAUAACGGGUUAUGCGGCCCCUGCACAACAAAGACGUGAGGGCGAAUACCUGCCGGAAGACUUGGUGUGCGAAAACAUAAAUUUCCAAUUUAGGAAUAACCCUGUGGAUAAAUUGGAAGUGAUCGUGGAUAGAAUGCGGUUUAAUAACCAAUUGAGCGAUCUGGAAGGUUUGAAGCGGUAUUUCGGCGGGUUCCCAGGAGCCCCUAGUCUGAGCGGAUUGAAAGACUCAGAAAUAUUCGAAGACUUACAAAAGCUCCAGCAUCAACUAUAG
Molecule: messenger RNA, 1593 nt
Organism: Lachancea fermentati
Lineage: Eukaryota; Fungi; Ascomycota; Saccharomycetes; Saccharomycetales; Saccharomycetaceae
Source: the annotation of a GenBank genome assembly